UCUUCCCGGCCCUUCCGGGGACCGCCGUCCUUUAACCCCGGAAGUAGGCGGGGGAGGAAGCGGCCGGUGAUGCUGGAACAAAGAUGGCCGCUUUGGCGCCCGUCGGUCCCGCGGGUCCCCGCUGUCGUCCGCUAACUGCGGGCCUCCGGCUGCUUCCGCUCCUGGGGCUGCUGCAGCUGCUGGCCGAGCCCGGCCUCGGCCGCGUCCACCACCUGGCGCUCAAGGGCGCCGUCUGGACUGGUCAGAGCUGGAAUCUGCAGAACUUUCAAAUCUUACUUGAAAUACAUGACAGAAAAUUUAAAACCAAGGCCUUAAAUAUUUUUCUUCUUCACUUUCAGUUUUUCUUUAACAUCAGCACUGAUGACCAAGAAGGCCUCUACAGUCUUUAUUUUCAUAAAUGUAAUGGAAAGGAAAUGCGGCCUAGUGAUGAGUUUUCAUUCAGCCUGGAUAUUGAGAUCACAGAGAAGAAUCCUGACAGCUACCUCUCAGCAGGAGAAAUUCCGCUUCCAAAAUUAUAUAUUUCUAUGGCUUUUUUCUUUUUUCUUUCUGGGACCAUCUGGAUUCACAUCCUUUGCAAACGACGGAUUGACUACCACUACAUCUCCUCCCAGGGCUUUCCCAUCGAAGGCUGGGCCGUGGUGUACUACAUCACUCACCUCUUGAAAGGGGCGCUGCUGUUCAUCACCAUUGCACUCAUUGGCACCGGCUGGGCGUUCAUCAAGCAUAUCCUUUCCGACAAAGACAAAAAGAUCUUCAUGAUUGUCAUCCCUCUCCAGGUCCUGGCAAACGUGGCCUACAUCAUCAUCGAGUCCACUGAGGAGGGGACGACUGAGUAUGGCUUGUGGAAGGAUUCUCUGUUUCUGGUUGACCUGCUGUGCUGUGGAGCCAUCCUCUUCCCAGUGGUGUGGUCAAUCAGGCAUUUACAAGAAGCAUCAGCAACAGAUGGAAAAGCUGCCAUUAACUUAGCAAAGCUGAAACUUUUCAGACAUUAUUACGUCCUGAUCGUAUGUUACAUAUACUUCACCAGGAUCAUUGCAUUUCUCCUCAAACUUGCUGUUCCAUUCCAGUGGAAGUGGCUCUACCAGCUCCUGGACGAAAUGGCCACGCUGGUAUUCUUUGUUCUAACGGGGUAUAAAUUCCGCCCAGCGUCAGAUAACCCCUACCUACAACUUUCUCAGGAAGAUGACGACUUGGAAAUGGAAUCUGUAGUGACAACAUCAGGGGUGAUGGAGAAUAUGAAGAAAGUCAAGAAGGUGACCAACGGCUCUGUGGAGCCCCAGGGCGAUUGGGAAGGCACUGCGUGAUGGGCACCCUGGAGGCUGGCGCUGUCAGAGGAAACACUUAAUUUAUUAGGAGUCUUGAUGGAGAGCGAGAGCAGCUGGCACCUCCCGACAGUGACACCACAGAGCACGUGGCUGGGAACAAAGUGCCACGGAACCUAGUUUCUUACUCUCUUCUCUGGAAACCUGAUCUAUGGCUUGUUACAGGCAGUUUGAACCUCCUUCAGGUGGGGAUGGUAUGGAGGGAAUAGAAAGGAGGGUGAAAGGAAGACUUUGUUUUUAAUUUGUAUUUCUUUUUUUUUAAAUUGGGAACUCUUAAGGUAUAUGCAGUUGUGACCCCAAGCGUGUAGCAGAAUAGGGAGGAAUGUUGGGGGAUGGGGGAGGGAGGCAGAGGUGUAUAUCUCUGUACAGGAGACACACCUCUGUACAGGUGUAUAUCAUUGUACAGGAACGGGGCUUCAGUACAUGAGCAGAUGUCACAAGGACACAAGCCUUGCAAAGACAGGGAAGGGACAAAACCGAGGGAAAUUAGGUUAUUUUAGAAAGCAGAGUCAAAACCCACUUUAGUAUGUAGAGCCUGCCCUAGGAUUCCCGGUCGUAAAUGUUGCCCCAGACCUUUAUCCUGGAUUCUGAAAGUGACCAGAAACCAGUAGCUCAGCAGCCCGGUGGCCUCCUAAAAGGACUCCCUCCUCAGAGGACUGGAAUGUCCUUGUCAAAGGCCCUGGGACUGAGGUGGGAAAUGGUUUUCUUAAUUGGUUUGUCUUCUGUGUGGCCUGAUUGGGCAGACAGGCUCAGGGCGUAAGCUCAGUAGGCAUUCUCCUGUGGGGUUUCCCUGAGCACCCCGCUCCCUGACUGCCCAGAGCAGCACCCUCCUCACUCCCCUCUCUCCUCAUGACGCUUAGAGCAGAAGAUGGGGAGAGAUGGGGAGGGAUUUGCCUUAAAGGAGCAUCUGGGGGCGGAAGAGGCCGUGCUGAAGCAAAUACGUACAUACAAGCCAGUCAUUUCACAGGCUUUCCUGGGGGCCAGAGAGGAUUUCUAAAGAGGAGCGAAACGGUCCUUGUCCCAGUGUUCCAAGAGUAUGUAUGCAAAGAAAGUCAGUGUGACGGAGAGUCUGACUCAGGGAUUGGGGCCGGCGGAACACUCCAGACACGGGCGCGAGGAGCUCCCUGAAGUGAGCAGCACGCAGCUUGGGGCCGAGCCCUCAGAGGGACGGGACAGGCUCUGGUGGCCUGUUGCCGCCGAGGGCAGGGAGGGCUGGGCAGUACUUUGCCGCUGUGAUUUUGGUCGCCUGGGCCUGAAACAGGACACACGCAAGGCUGCAUUGGGGAAGCUCUCUGCAGCUCGGUGCCGGUCAGGUCAGGGCGCUUCCGCCUGCCCAGAUGAGUCACAGGGCUGCACCUGCAGGGGCCUCCGGGGCUCCACACAGCCACAGUCUCUGGGGGUGGGUUUCUUGCCCCUAGAUUGGAAGAGUCACUCAGAAACUCAAUAGCCCGGGUUUGGGAAGCUGAAGGGUCUCUACUCAGGAACCAGUUGUUGUCCCUUCCUGUUCCAUCUCCCUUCCAGAAUCACAUGAGGAAUUGCGCGCUCUCUGUGCACUCCUGCUGGCCCUCUGCUGUGCCGGCCUGACCCUUCACAAAGGCUCGGUCCUGGCCGAGCGUGGAGUACGACCAAGCAUCUGGCAAGACCGCUGCUGCUUGCUGUCCCACACAUACUGGGGGGAGGGUAUUGUGUGUCUCCCCAUCUCCCAUCUAAGUAUUAAUGUAAGGGACCUUUUGCUUUUUUUUUUAUUAAGUGAAUUUGGGGCUGUGUGACAGGAGAAGGAAGUUGCAGGGAAGAUGAGAAUGUUUUUAAGACUUUGUUUCCCUGUGCGUGAACAGUCCCAGCGCUUCAGAAAUGUGUCUCAUUCUGUGGCCAGAUCCCCCUUAGGUGCUGCCCUUAGAGCGGCACGCUCACUGCUUGUCCUGCAGGCACAUGUCCUUGACUAGGCCACAGCCUUCUUGGCAAGAACCAAAGUUGUGAUGAAACCUCCCCUUUAGAAAGGGGCUAUUACUGUAAGUGGCGGAAGGUUUGGUGUCAGGCUGAUGAUUGAGAAAGAUCAAAAACCCCAGCCGAAGAUUGGGAAAACAGGUGGUAACUCAAGUUUUUACAAAAUGAUUUAAGCUCUCCAUCCUGUUCUGUCAAAAUGUCUCUUCUUUCUCUAUCCCCUAAUAGCUGUGCCAGCAGUCAGUGCUGCUGUUGAGUUUAGAUGGCAGUCCAGGGCCAGACAGCUCCCUCGCAGACCGCCGCUGCCCGCAGCCUGGCUCGGUUACAGUGCGGCCUGCCGGCAGCUGCAGCCUCAGUGCAGGGUGUGGGCCGAGGUGACUGGCCGCGCAUCCCAGAGCGGUGGGUCGUGUUUACAGCUUUGCUCUGGGCUCCCGCUCCCUGGGUCUGCCUGCGCAGAGUUGCCGCGCUUCCGUUGAGAAAUGUGCUGUGGCCUGGAAGUACUGCUGGCUGUAAAAUUAGGAAGUAG
Molecule: messenger RNA, 3789 nt
Organism: Manis javanica (Malayan pangolin)
Lineage: Eukaryota; Metazoa; Chordata; Mammalia; Pholidota; Manidae
Source: RefSeq, a predicted model, not a curated record